This is a messenger RNA of Anguilla anguilla (European eel), 5662 nucleotides long. Its product is annotated as up-regulator of cell proliferation-like. Lineage: Eukaryota; Metazoa; Chordata; Actinopteri; Anguilliformes; Anguillidae. The record is from RefSeq and is a predicted model, not a curated record. The coding region runs from base 1 to 4908 and encodes 1635 amino acids. Gene Ontology annotation, molecular function: protein binding; GTP binding. The transcript has 2 exons.
AUGGAGGGAAUUUCUCAUGAGACCCAUAUCACCUACGGCUCUGAGGGAGAAGAGCCCAGAUUACAGAUAUGUGCACCCAACACCACCACAGCUGUCCUUACUGAUCUGAGACCUGGGAUGACAUAUACUUUCAACCUCACUGCCAUCCUUCCAAAUGGCAUCUGCAGCAAGACCAGCACAACAUCCAUACAAACAAGAACUAGUCUGGAUGAGCUGGUGUGUGACUUGGGACUGGAAGACCACCUGAAGAACAAGCUGACUCUGAGCAAGGUGCUGGAGAUUGAUGGAGAGACUUUAACUGAUGAAAGCAUCCAGACUCUGAAAUUUCUGCCGUGGGGUUUCCUGAGGAGGUUGAUGACGAUGAAUAUAAAUGCAAGGGGUGUGAGGUGCGCCUCAAAACAGCACAUGCCUUCCCAGACCCUGGGCAGCUUACUGGACGCUGCAUGCAAUCCACAGGGCCCCAGCAAUGUAGUCAACCCCCUGGACCUCAUAACUGCUGUGUUUCUCUGCUCAGAUGGCUUUCUCCAGCAGGAGAUGGUUUUGAAAAUGUCCAUGUGCCAGUACUCUGUGCCUCUGCUGCUUCCUAAGUGUGAUACACAGCAGUGCACGUUAAUGCUCUGGGCCAUGAGGGAUAUUGUGAAAGCGUUCAAGCCGCAUUCUUUGACAGACCAAAGUGGGUUUGUAGAGGAGAGCAUUGUUCUCUCUGAACUCCCCAUGGUCUCUUUUGUGAGGCUAGGAAACAGCAGUUUGUCCAAGUCUCACAUUCUAAAUCAAGUUCUCAGCAACUCUCAGCAGUACCAGAACACCUUUGUUCACAGAAACAUGGAGUGCGGUAACACCCCAAGGAGGAUUUCCAAUGGGCUGGUGGAGAUCAGCUGGUAUCUGCCCAGUGGAAACAGAAACAUCUUCUCUGAGCCACUGGCUAUAGCUAACCUUCGUGGGGACCUCAGUGACUUUGAAACUCAGUACGCUUUCCUCUGCCGCACCUCUGCUGCCAUAUUUGUGUUUUGUGAUGAUUUUGGGUUUGAUUAUAAAAUUCUGGACUCCCGUCACAUUCAGGCUCAUUGGUUCUUGAUCACCAAUUUACAGGGCAAGAGCUGCAAUGAGGAUGACUUCAAGAGAUGUACUUCUGAGUUAAAGCUAAAACCAAGUAACAUAAUCAUAAAGGGUUUGCAGAUGAACGAUGCAGAAUUUGUGAAUAAAUUGUGUUCAACUAUGACUGACAUUUUAAAGGGAAACAAGAUCAAAAAGAGCAUUGAACAGAUGUCUGCUGUUGCCCAUGAGCUUGGAAUCCUGGUUGAUGAAGAAAAUAACUGCUGUAAGAAUGGAAAGCGGGAAGCUGAUAAAAUGACAGGAAGAAUACAUGAUAUACCAAGCUUCAAGGAGAAAGAGCUGCCCUUGCAAGGGACUGCAUGGAAACAGCUGGCCAAACUGGAGAAGGAAGAGUGCAGGAUGAAAAAUGCAGGGGAGAAAAAUAUAGAAGCUUACAGGAAUGAGCUUGCAGAACAGAAGCAGGAGCUCAGAGCACAGCAGAGGGCUCACAACAUCUCAGAGUCUAUGGCCCAUUUCAUCUCUGCAAUAUCCAAUUCCACAGAGGAGCGCAAGUAUUUUCUCAAGUGGCUGAGGAUCAACCUGGACAACCUGUCACGCAAAACCCUUUCACUUCUUCGGAUGCAGUACAAGGAACUGUGUCAGAAUUCUCAGAAAAACAAGGAGCGCAUUGCAGAGUUGGACAAGAAAAUCUCCAAGUGCUCCUUGGGGGCGGAGCACUUCCUGCGGGAAAUGGGUCAGCUGUACGAAUCAGCCUGCUCACUCCCCGAUGGCCCCACCCCUGAAAUUCAGUGCCUGCCACGUCUGGCUGCUGAGCUGCUACAGGAAGGCUUUCCUCUGGAGCUGGUGGAUGGAGAUACAUCCAACAUUCCUCUGCAGUGGGUGACACAGAUUCUGCAGGAACUCCAUCAACUAACACAGUGUAAAGGAAACAUCCGGGUGGUCACUAUACUGGGGGUGCAGAGCACUGGGAAGUCCACCCUCCUGAACACCAUGUUCGGGAUCCAGUUUGCCGUCAGUAGUGGCAGGUGCACAAAAGGGGCCUUCAUGCUCUUCAUCAAAGUAAAAGAGGAUUUUAAAGAGAAGCUUGGGUGUGAUUACAUUGUGGUUCUUGACACUGAAGGUCUGAAGUCACCAGAUUUGGCCCAGUUGGAUGACAGUUAUGUGCAUGAUAAUGAACUAGCCACUGUGGUGGUGGGGCUGAGUGACAUCACAGUCAUCAACAUCGCCAUGGAGAACUGCACAGAUAUGAAGGACAUCCUGCAGAUUGUGGUGCACGCCUUCCUGCGUAUGAAAGAAGUUGGGAGAAAACCCUGCUGUCAGUUUGUGCACCAGAAUGUAGCAGAUAUCUCUGCCCAGGACAAGAACCUGAGGAGUAGGAAGCUUCUGCUGGAACAGCUGAAUGAGAUGACCCAAGUAGCAGCUAAGAUGGAAAAGAAGUUAAACAUCCAAAAUUUUACUGAUGUCAUGGAGUUUCAUCCAGAGAGAAACACCUGGUACAUCCCUGGGCUCUGGCAUGGUAGCCCUCCCAUGGCACCUGUGAAUCCUGACUACAGUGAUUCUGUGAAUCUGUUCAAGAGGAGUGUGAUUGAGCAUUUUAAGGAACACAAAUCAUCUGGAAAGAGCUCACCACACACAUUCAGUGAGUUCCUUGAAUGGACCAGUAGUUUGUGGAAAGCAAUAAAGUAUGAGAACUUCAUCUUCAGUUUCCGCAACAGCAUUGUGGCUGAUGCUUAUACUCAGAUUUGCACUGAGUUCAACACAUGGGAGUGGGCCUUCAGGAAGAGCAUGUACAUCUGGUUAAGCCAAGCUGAGGCAAAGGUGUUGAACUUUAGUUCUGUGGCAGCACAGACUCGGCAAUUCUACAAUGCAAAUGACUUACUUAUCACCCUGAAAUGUGAGGCCUCCCUAGAACUCAUUAAAGGGGAAAAGCUCAUUUUGGACAAUCUCACAGAAUUCUACAAGAGGUCUGACGGACACAUUCACUUAGUAGAGAAGUACAAGGCAGACUUCAUCAACACAGUCAAAGCCAUCCGGAUGGAGACAGAGAACUCUGUAAAUAACAAGCUUGAUGCAGCUGUGGCGAUUAGAAGGGGUAUGAUCAGGUUAGAGGAAAUCAAGAAAAAUCACACAGCUGUAAUGGAGGCAAAGGUGCUGGACCUGGUUGAGAAAUGCAGGAAAAGUAAAGAUCUGUCAGAUCAAGAGCUGGAGACUGAAUUUGGGAAAAUGUGGAAAGAGACCGUGGCAGAAUUGCAGUUCUUUGGCCUGGAGAAACAAGACAUUGUCCAAGACGUCUACCACCAGCUGCGUGUUCACUUAGGCAGAGAAGGCAGUUCAGUACAUGAAAUGCUCUCCAAAGUGGACGACUUGUCUAAAUGUGGAAUGGAGCCAUUCAAAGUGAAGAGUAAAGGAAUAUUUAAAAAGAUAUUGGGCAAAAUGUUUGAGGAUGAGGAGAAUAUAAAAGCACAAAAGAUGGCUGAUCACAUCAUCAGGUGCAGCAGGCAUUUUGUGGAUGAGAAAGUGAGAACAAGGUGUGAUUACCAUAAAACAUACAUGAUUGACUUGUUUCAUAUGAUAGAUGAAAACCUGGACAGGCACAGGUGUCUGGAAACAAGUGCUGAGUUUCAUGCCAUAUUGAAGAUCCACAUUUGUGGACAUGCAGCACGGGAGUUUCAAAAAAUGCAUUUGGAUUUUAUCCAUACAAAUGAUCCCUGUCACUGUCUGGAGCAGUUCAAGGAACAGUACUGCACUGACUUUAAGGACCUGUUCAAUAAAAGAGACCAGUGUCAGAAGAAAGCAGAGGAGUUCGCCAAGAACUGUCUUGCACCUGCAAUGAAGGAAUACAUCACCAAGUCUCUGGGCCCUGACCUUGUGGAUGAAGUGUUGACAGGGAAGAACUCCGUUUAUUUCAGCACUCAAUCCUUCUUCCAGUUCUUAAUCCUCUGGCGGCUGCUUUCAAAUGAUUCCUUUAGGCAAUUUAUGGAUUACAUAGACAAUUAUGAGACCUUUGUGGAGGACUGGAUAUUCGAUCAGGUGGUACAGCAGGUCUCAGAGGACGACAGCCUCAGGAAAAUUGAGAUUAAGCACCUGAAGGUGAUGAUUAAACGAUUAAAGAAAGCCAUUGAGAAAGCAGAGAUGAAGGCCAAGGAAAUAGUGACAGAAAAGGGUGAAGCGGACCAGAACAUUCAGCAGUUCAUUCAGGAUAUCUGUAGUGACCUACAGGAGCUUGCCAUCCCCGAAGACCCCCUCAGAGCCAUCCUGACCUUAAACACUGCCAAGCCAGAAGACUUUUCCCAGUGUCUGAAGGUGCUUGUGGAUGAAAUGGAGUCGUCCUUUACUGCAGAGCCUCAGAGGGGUGAGGAUGUGAUAACCAGGCUGACCUCACUGCCCUUUCAGCCACAGAAGGUGCUGUGUAACAGGAUGAUUGGCUGUGGGAGGCAGUGUCCCUUCUGCAAGGCCCCAUGUGAAGCAGGCGGAAAGAAGCACACAGUGCACUUUGCUUCUAUUCACCGUCCACAGGGGAUCGGGAGAUUCAGAUAUGAUGACUCCGGUAAAUUAAUGAUUGAUAUCUGCUCCUCCUGUGUUGCCAGUGAGGGAGUGUUCAGGUUGAGUGAAACAGAGGGGAAAUGGCAUCUAUACAAGGACUAUCAGAGCAUUUACCCUGACUGGCGCAUCCAGCCUAACAGCAGCAUCCAGGCCUCAGACUACUGGAAGUACGUCUUCAACAGGCUUAAUGGGCAGCUUGCCGACCUAUAUGAGGCUAAACCUGCAGACAUUCCCUCUCUUUGGAGAGAUAUAACCCAAGACCAAGCCAUGAAAAGCCUGGAGGAAUCCUUCAAGAUGAAAAUAGGAGAUUAAAUUGGUCUUACAACCCAUAAUUCAGUUGUAUUAAUAUCCAGUAGUCUACACACAAGCACAUGGAGAGCCCCAACCAAGUUGAAUGGUAUGAAAUUACUGAAGUUUUUGUACUAUACAAAUAUUCAUUAAAAAAGAGCAUUCAAUUAAAUGAUCACUGAUGUUUGGAAAGAGUGAGAAUGUCCAAUCACUGAUACAGACAUUUCUGCAGCCUUCAAUGAGUCUUCUCUGGUACUAUGAUACAUAAGUACCACCAGUCAGUCAUUAUAUUCAUAAAAUCAUAUACAUGCAGUAAAGUGGUAUUACCUUUAACAUGACCUGUGCAACAUUUCUCUAUGCACACACUGUCUUUGAAUUAACAUGGCUGAGCUCUGUUCAUUGUUCCAUUGAUGCGGAUGCAUAAUCAGGGAUGGUAAAUAGGCUGUGAUAUUUUGACAGUUUGUUUAAUGUUGUGACCAUCUCUAUAUAAAAGAGAAUACUUUUUACAAAAAUGCAAAAUAUGUUUUCUAUCUAAUUAUUAAUCAUUUUAUGUCCUUCCUAUGAUUAAAGUUUUUCAUAUUAAUAAAGCACAUAACAUUUAUGAGUCAGUGGCUACAUUGUCAGCUCUGCAUCACUGCUUGCUUGGCUGUUUGAAAUAAUAAAUUAAGUGUCUGGAUAAUCUGGUUACACUAUAGUAUAACUAGUUCACAUGUCUAUUAUCAUAAUGAAUGUAUAUUUUCCUUGAAUAAAAGCUGGAAUAAAAAGUUUUUCUUAUCUA